This is a messenger RNA of Salvia miltiorrhiza (redroot sage), 3568 nucleotides long. RefSeq names its product aspartate--tRNA ligase 1, cytoplasmic-like. Gene Ontology annotation, cellular component: cytosol; aminoacyl-tRNA synthetase multienzyme complex; cytoplasm. The record is from RefSeq and is a predicted model, not a curated record. The coding region runs from base 630 to 3308 and encodes 892 amino acids. NCBI's taxonomy places the organism in Eukaryota, Viridiplantae, Streptophyta, Magnoliopsida, Lamiales, Lamiaceae. The transcript is spliced from 19 exons. Gene Ontology annotation, biological process: aspartyl-tRNA aminoacylation. Gene Ontology annotation, molecular function: RNA binding; ATP binding; aspartate-tRNA ligase activity.
CAUUAAAUUUAACAAUCAAAAACAAAAAUGAAUAUAACUACUAUAAAAUGGAAAUAGUGCAAUUGCAACCCUAAUCCCUAUUUGGUAUCUUCUUCUAGCGCCGCUCUUCUUCAUCAUUUCUUUUCUGCGUUUUUUUUUUUGUUCCAUCUUCUUCCUUUUUUCUUAAUCAACAUCGACAAAUUACAGUAAAAAAAUAAAAAUCAACAUCGACACACAUUUUUGUGCCGCAUUCACCAUCUUUUUCACGUUGCGCUCUCGUUUGUAGCUUCAUUCUCUGUUUCCCGUCGGUCGAAGUUGCUCGUCUCCUCCGGUUGUCGGCGGCCUUCUCGUUUCACCUCGGAAAUCUCCGCAGCAGCAGCCUGCAUCCCACCCCGACUUAGUGCACUGCUGCACGGCCCAUCAUUUCCUGUACCUCUUUCGGACUCCGCUUUUCCUUCCGAUGAUUCUAUAGCAGCUGUUGAGCCUCUCUGCCAUCGGCUAAUAGCAAGUAAAUCGAGUACAAAUUUGAAAUGUGGGAGUGAAGAGUUUAUAUUUAUAGUGUGUGAAACUUGGAGGCUAAGCAUCAAUAUAGAUACAUGUAAUCCGUCUCUCAUAACUACUACGGAAAUCUCUCUCUAGACAAGACAAACAUGUCGUCUGAACCCUCCCACAACCCCGCCGCCGCCGAAGAGUUGGGCGAGAAGAAGCUCUCCAAGAAAGAGCUUGCCAAGCUGGAGCGCCUGCGCAAGCGCCAAGAAGCAGCCGCCGCCGCUGCCACAUCUGCCGCAGCCCUCACCCUCGAAGAUGAGGACCCACUGGCGGUCAAUUACGGCGAAAUUCCGGCCAACGACUUACAAUCGAAGCCGGUAAUUGGGAGAAAAUUGAUGGAGGUCAAAUAUUUGACCAAAGAGCUCAAGGACAAGGCGGUGCAGGUACAGGGCUACGCGCAGGCGAUUCGUGCCGUGGGGAAGAAGAUGGCGUUCCUGGUGGUGAGGGAGGAGUCCUUCACUGUGCAAUGCGUGUUGACUGUGGCCCAGGAUUUAAUAAGCCCCCAGAUGGUGAAGUUCGCCAACAGUUUGAGCCGGGAGAGCAUUGUUGAUAUCGAAGGGAUUGUUUCUGUGCCCUCUCAACCGAUCACCGGUGCCUCUCAGCAGGUGGAAAUUCAAGUGAGGAAACUCUAUUGUGUUAGCAAGGCUGUUCCUAUUCUUCCUUUCAAUAUUGAAGACGCUGCAAGAAGCGAGGCUGAGAUUGAGAAGGCUUUGCAGGCUGGCGAACCACUUGUUCGCGUGAAUCCGGAUACGCGCUUGAAUAACAGAUUCUUUGACUUACGAACUCCUGCUAAUCAAGGAAUAUUUGGAGUCGAAAGUGAAGUUGAGAACAUAUUUAGGCAAUUUAUGUUAUCAGAAGGUUUCUGUAAAAUCCACACACCAACAUUGACUGCGGGUUCUAGUGAAGGUGGUGCAGCUGUGUUUAGAUUGGAUUACUUUGGAAAACCUGCUUGUUUGGCACAGUCACCUCAGUUAUUUAAACAGAUGGCCAUCAGUGGUGGUUUUAGCCGUGUGUUUGCGAUUGGUCCAGUAUUCAGGGCAGAGAACUCUUCCACUCACCGACAUUUGUGUGAGUUUAUUGGUCUUGAUGUGGAAAUGAGGAUUGAGAAGCACUAUUCGGAGGUGAUGGACAUUGUCGAUUGCUUAUUUGUUGAAAUGUUUGACAGAUUGAAUGAGAGAUGUGCUAAGGAGCUUGAAUUUAUUAAUAAGCAAUAUGCAUUUGAAAAUCUAAAGUACUUACGGAAGACCUUACGACUUACAUUUGAGGAGGGGGUUCAAAUGCUUAAGGAAGCUGGCAUAGAAAUUGAUCCUUUUGGAGAUCUCAACACAGAAACAGAGCGAAAGCUUGGCCAGCUUGUCCUAGACAAGUACGGUACUGAGUUCUACAUACUUUAUCGCUUUCCUCUAGCAGUUCGACCAUUCUAUACAAUGCCAUGCCCUGAUAAUCCUAAGUAUAGCAAUUCAUUUGAUGUUUUCUUACGAGGUGAGGAAAUCAUAUCAGGAGCACAACGUAUUCACGAGCCCGAGUUUUUGGCAGAGCGUGCACGAGCAUGCGGGAUUGACGUCAAUACUAUAUCGACGUACCUUGAUUCCUUCAGGUACGAGAUGCCACCUCAUGGUGGAUUUGGAGUGGGAUUGGAGCGGGUGGCGAUGCUUUUCUGCGCACUUGAUAACAUUCGUAAAACAUCACUAUUUACCCGUGAUCCACGAAGAAUAUUUCCUCAUGAUCCUAUACCACCUUUCACUAUUGAAGACACGGCAAGAAGCGAGGCUGUAAUUGAGAACACUUUGCAGGUGGGCGAUAAACUUUUCAUGGAUAACAGAGUCCUUGACUUACGCGCUUCUGCUAAUCAAGGAAUAUUUCGAGUCAAAUGUCAAGCUGAUAACAUAAUUUUCCAAUUUUUAGUGUCCGAAAGUUUUCGUUCGAUCCACACACCAAAAUUGAAUGCGGAUUCUGGCGAAGGUGGUGCAAAUGUCUUUAGAUUGGAUUACUUUGGAACACCUGCUUGUUUGGCUCAAUCAACUCAGGCUUAUAAACAGAUGGCCAUUUGUGGUGGUUUUAGCCAUGUGUUUGAGAUUGGUCCACUAUACAAUGCAGAGGUCUCUUCUACUCACCGGCAUCUGUGUGAGUCUAUUGGUCUUGAUGUAGAAAUGAGAAUUGAGGAGCACUAUUCAGAGGUGAUGGACAUUGUCGAUCGCUUAUUUGUUGAAGUAUUUGACAGAUUGAAUGAGAGAUGCUCGAAAGAGCUUGAAGCUGUCAAUGAAAAGUAUCCGUUUGAAAAUCUCAAGUACCUACGGAAGACCUUACGACUUACAUUUGAAGAGGGGGUUCAAAUGCUUAAGGAAGCUAGCAUAGAAGUUGAUCCUUUUAGAGAUCUCAAUGCAGAAACACAGCGAAAGCUUGGCCAGCUUGUCCUUAAGAAGUAUGGUACUGAGUUCUACAUACUUCAUCGCUACCCUCUAGCAGUUCGACCAUUCUAUACAAUGCCAUGUCAGGAUAAUUCAAAGUAUAGCAAUUCGUUUGAUGUCUUCAUUCGAGGUGAGAAAGUGAUAUCAGGAGGUCAGCAUAUUCACGAGCAAGAGCUUUUAGCAGAGCGUGCACGAGCAUGCGGGAUCAAUGUCAAUACUAUAUCUACAUACACUGAUUGCUUUAGGUACGGGGCAGCACCUCAGGGUGGAUUUGGAGUGGAACUGGAGCGUGUUGUGAUGCUUUUCUGUGCGCUGGAUGACAUUCAUAAAGCCUCACUUUUCCCGCGUGAUCCGCAGAUAUUAGAGCCUUGAUUAAGGAUGCCAUAUAUCAAGUAAGUUUAUGAAAUUCUCAUAGCUAGAUUAGAUAUAAAAGUAGACGGUUUAAUAUCAAUAUCGUUGAUGAUGCUCAAGAUCGAUGUUUGAAAUGUAAUUCCACACUAGCGUAUUUUCUCAGUAGUUUUUCUUUUGUCUUCUAAAAGAGAUUUUCGUUUUAUUUUAUUUUGAAUUAGUGUUCGAAUUGGAAUUUGAAAUUUGCUGAUUUUUCUCAAUGGAUAGAUCAAUGUCUCUUUGCA